Glarea lozoyensis ATCC 20868 is the source of this 498-nucleotide messenger RNA. RefSeq lists its product as uncharacterized. The record is from RefSeq and is a predicted model, not a curated record. Lineage: Eukaryota; Fungi; Ascomycota; Leotiomycetes; Helotiales; Helotiaceae. The transcript has a single exon. Bases 1 to 498 code for a protein of 165 amino acids.
AUGAACUCCAAUGGCAGCCUACCGGAUCAACCCUACCAUCAUUUCGAUCCAAACGGACUCUACAUAUUGAUCACUGGACAAGGAUUAUUUUCCCCGCACUGGGGACUUUAUCUCCACAAAGAAGGACGCGAAGGACAAAAGUUUCAGAUAGCCAAUGUCGAUGGACCAUGGCGCCACGCCGGAGGUCCUACCAAGUCAGUCGUAACUUCCAAAAACCUCAGUGUCGCUCUCAAAGUCGCUACGAUUCAGCCAGAAAAGCACGAAACUGUUAGCAAAUGCGCUUUUGACCUCCCUCUGAUAGACUAUCAAAUGUUUGGAAACAUCGAUUGUCGGACUUGGGUACAGCAAGUCCUUUAUGAUUUGAAUGCAGAUCGAAUUAUCAACCUCCCAGAGAAGGAGAUAAAGAGGAUUCCCGGAGAAGAAGUAAAGGCGCUUUUGGCUGAGGCUAAGAGGGAGGACACGUGUAUUGUUACGGAGAGUCGGUUUUAUCGCGAGUAG